AAGUCAGUGGUCAGCGUUUGCAUCGUGGUCUUCAAGAAUUUGGCGCGGAGAGAGAAAGCGGUUCAUCUCACUACUUUACCGUUUAUCCUUAUCUAUAUAAGAAUCAUCCUCCAUAUAAUCAACAGCUACUACUAGUGCAUCCCGUCAAGAGAGGCUUGCAGCAAUAAGUWAAWAUGGAGCUAAAAAUAAUCCUUCUAAUGCUUGUGAACAUCGCCAUUGCCACAUCUGAGCUAUACCAAGAUAUUGAUUACGAAGACUUCAUAAAUGAAGAUGAUGGAGGCACGAAUAAGAUUGAGCCCCGAUUACCCGGGUACAAUCUGGUUAUUCCACAGCUUGACCCGGCCGACUGCCAGUUCAAGACAAUCAAGAAGUGUAACCAAAAGUUUAAAAGCAUGUUUCAUGGCGUGAAUCUUCGAGCUGCGUCUAGUGAUAAAGAGCUCUACUGCAAGGGUAUCCAGGCGUUUAUGGACUGCUUGGAAGAAACAAACUGUCGAGGAACAUUUAUUGAUAAUUACAGUUAUGUGAUUCUCCAGCAUGGCAUGAUGGACCGAAAGACUCACUACUGYCCCAAUCAUUCUUAUGGCAGUCUCGUUAACAAAGUGAAAGCAAUAAUUUUAAAGCAUCGCUUCAUUGAUGACAUUGGUGCCGAGUCUUCUUCUGCGGACUGUUCAUCCAAGGUACACAUCAAAUGUGCGCAUGUCUUAACCAAUCGAAUGAAAACUGAYAGCAACAUGUGCAAAGAUAUUCAGACGUUCAUCGAYUGCUACAAGCUGGAGUCUACCACAUGUCAAUCAACMMUCGUCCAACACUUUGCUCAUCUGUGCAGCAAACUAGGCGAAAGGAUGUUGAAGGCCAAUGAAAAACACAGGGGAAUGAUGUGUUAGAUCGAUUAUUAUAUCAUAUUAUAAUCAUUGUAAGAGUACUAUUGAUAUAUAUGUAUGUUACUACAUGAUGAUUUCCAUUCGUAUUAAGUAAAAUUACUGAUAAUUCAAAAUGAUAAAAACAAUAAAAGUAAAAAAAAAAUGUC
This is a messenger RNA of Exaiptasia diaphana, 1027 nucleotides long. RefSeq lists its product as uncharacterized. The record is from RefSeq and is a predicted model, not a curated record. The transcript is spliced from 6 exons. The coding region runs from base 174 to 884 and encodes 236 amino acids. NCBI's taxonomy places the organism in Eukaryota, Metazoa, Cnidaria, Anthozoa, Actiniaria, Aiptasiidae.